AUGUUAGGACAAAACAGCGCUGUCACCUCCUAUCAGAUAUCGCAUUACUUCAAUGAACGAGUUGCGGCCCGUAAGGCGCACGUUCAUAAGGCAGUGCAUAUGAUCGCGAAGAUCGUUCAAGAGAUUCUAAAAGAAGUGGAAACUCAAGAGCCACGAUUCAUUUCGACACUUGUCAAUAAUAAUGGUCGUUACGAAGGAGUGAGUUUGUCGGUGAUUGUGCAUUCGCCAUGCGAAUAUGAAGUGAUAUUGUAUUUGAAUCAAAUGGGUGUGUUCAAUUUUGUUGACGAUGGCUCAAUACAAGGAUGUGCCGUGUUGAAACUAAGCGAUGGCCGGAAGCGUUCCAUGUCAUUAUGGGUGGAAUUCAUUACGGCCAGUGGCUAUUUGUCGGCCAGGAAGAUACGAAGCCGUUUUCAGACUCUAGUGGGACAAGCUGUUGAUAAGUCACAAUAUCGUGACAUUUGUAAAUUAGUUACCGAUACGAGCGACGUGAAGUUGCGCAUUCACGACAAAUACAUCGUGCAGAUCACUUGCGCUUUUCGUUGCAACGGUAUAUGGCCACGGAGUGCGAGUCAAUGGCCUAGCAGUAGCAUACCGUGGCCGAAUCCAACCAUAGCGAAUGAGGUGAAAAACGAGGGCUUCGAUCUGUUCAGUAAGGAGACAAACAAUGCGCAAACACAGCCAAAUAAACAGGCAAGUUCAAUGGAAGGUGAUGCGUGGGCGAUGAGUUUGAAUAACGCUGAAAAUACUCUGCUACAACACGGUUCGAGACGUAAGACGUUCUCGAUUCUGAAAUGCUUACGUGAUACACAUUUGGACUUUGUCUCAUCGCCGAUCAGCAAUUACAUUCUCAAGACAUUGUUGCUAUUCGAAUGUGAGAAACACUACAAUGAAUACGAAUGGGAUGAAUGCUUCAUCGGUGACCGUGUUAUUGGUGUACUCUUACAACUGGUAUCAUGCUUACAAUGCCGUAAAUGCCCUCAUUAUUUUUUACCACAACUUGAUCUGUUGAAAGGUAAACCACACCAUUUACUGGAUCAAAGUGCCAAAAUUACAUGGAAUCUUGUAAGGCAACUUAUGCUCAACGCUCGCGCUCUGGAAAAUCUAUGA
Molecule: messenger RNA, 1107 nt
Organism: Anisakis simplex (herring worm)
Lineage: Eukaryota; Metazoa; Nematoda; Chromadorea; Rhabditida; Anisakidae
Source: the annotation of a GenBank genome assembly